This is a messenger RNA of Geodia barretti, 1778 nucleotides long. NCBI's taxonomy places the organism in Eukaryota, Metazoa, Porifera, Demospongiae, Tetractinellida, Geodiidae. The record is from the annotation of a GenBank genome assembly.
CCAGUGCAGAAAAAGGGCGUGCCAUCUCUCCUCGGUUCAGUUCUCAGUUUGCUGCUGCUGAGGGUCUGCCCUGGGUCUCUGUGCCACGAGUGUGAAGAGCGAGAAGUCAUGGCGACAGCUCCACGACUGAGCCCGUACCGCGGCCGGCCACCGAGUCUGGAAGAGAGCGCCGCCUCUAGUGGCUCGACCAGGUACUCAAUGGCGGCCGGCGACAGACACCCUCCCCCUCCUCCUCCCGACAUCGACCUCAUCCCCUGGUACCACUAUCAGAUCACCAGACAUGUUGCCGAGAGUGUCCUGAUGUCCACUGGUGAAGACGGUAGCUACCUCCUCAGAGACAGCAACACCAACCUUGGAGAGUUCACUCUCUCUGUCAGAGCCAAAAACUCUGUGAAGCAUUUCCCUGUGAGGUGGGAGGGGAACGAGUUCAGUUUUGGUUUUGGAAAGUUCCAGACGGUCUCAGAGCUCCUGGAACAUUUCGAGAGUAAACCAGUCAUCGGAGGAGAGUCCGGAGUGUUGACGCUACUCAAGUUCCCCUACCCGCGAGAGGUGGAGGAACCAGAGUGCUACGACAACAUCAGAGUCCAUGCAGAGUGGGGCCAGCCACAGCCACAGAGAAACGCAACCAGCCAGCCUGUCUUCUCGAUUGCCUCCAAGGAAGGCUACCUCACCAAGUUGGGCUACCACAGAAAGACCUGGCGUACCCGGUGGUUUGUUCUCUUCAAGAACGAACUCAAGUACUUCAGAAGUAGAGAGGAGAAAACGCCCAUCAAGGUCAUAAACUUCGGUGAUGUCUCUGAUAUAUUGGCUGACGACAGUCAGGGCAAGCAGAACUGCUUCAGGAUCAUCACAUCCUACCGCACCUUCUUCCUGUACGCCAGUUCAGCUCAGGAGGCCGAAGACUGGAUCAAGAUCCUCCGAUGGAGACUGGUACAUUGAUUACUGGAGGAAUGAUACGCAUUUUUGGCAAGUGAAACGAGCAGUUUGAAUUUUUGCACGUUUCAUGCGGACAAUCACGUGUAACAUUACCGUAUUUGGCCAGUGUCUGGUAUAAUUAUACCCAUUCAUAAUACAGAGAAAUUCCGCAUUCAGACGACUAGGUGGGACCGCUUUGCUUUCCUUUUCUAUCCCAUCACUCUGUCUGAUUGGCACGUGAAACAAGAGGUUUUCUUUCUACGAUACUGUUGUGUCUUACAUGCCAAUCUGUUUCACACUUGCAUUUGCUUCCUCCUCAAUGCAUUGGUUUUGAGCAGUAACAUUAAUUCUUAUUUGGAGCAUGCUACAUUAUUAUUUUGUCUACAGUACCUUGCAAUUUGGCACCCACUACUUGUUCUUAAUCUCUGCUGCUAAUCAGUAGCCAGACUCUCGUAAUUGCAAAUCUAACAAUAAUUUGCAAUGGAAUCCGCAUAAAGUGUCACUCUUGCCUUGUUACGACUAAGUUUUGAGUCACGAAAUUUGUUAUUAUUGUUACCCAAUACAUAAGGUUAUGAUUCGAACGAGGGUUACGAGCUACAUAUAAUACUGUAAGAACAAUGGAAAAUGCUGACCAACAGAUUUCGUGACUCAAAAGUUGGUGUUGUAAAUAAGAAAACAACCCUCGUUGUCCCUCUCUCCAUAAGGAACAUCCACCAGGCACAGAGCAUCAGAGAGAUGGGAGACCUGCAUAGCUCCCGGCUCAUUAUACCUGUUACUAUGUGCAACUAACACAUUAUGUAGUCUAAUACUAGUUGAUUGCAAUCUUUUUAUGAUAAAGUUAUUGACAUUUUUUUUAUGUAGAC